AUGAACUGUGAGGAGAUAUGGAAAGCCUUCACAAAUGCAUUUCUUUCCAAGAACCCUUGUAAAAUUGCAGAAGAAGACUAUCAACCGUUAAUAAAGAUGGUCAAGCAAAGUUUACCUUGCAACAAGAUCCUGUUUUGGAGCAAGACAAAGACCUUGGCCCAUGACUACACAAAGGACCAUAAGGAUAUGUUCACCCUGGAGAACACCCUGCUGGGGUACAUGUUUGACAACCUCACAUGGUGUGGAGACGCAGGCAAGACAGAAAUGAACUAUAAGUCUUGCCCAGUCUGCAGCAGCAGCGCUGUUAACGUAUUUUGGAAAGCGGCUUCCAAAGCGCUUGCAGAAACUGCCUGUGGUGUGGUCUAUGUGAUGCUCAGUGGGUCCAUCAAGAACGCCUUCGACCCAAACAGCGUUUUUGGAAGCGUGGAAGUUGUCAAUUUGAAUCCAAACAAAGUUCGUUCACUGCAGGCCUGGGUGAUGACCGACAUUGGAGGAGUUGCCAGAGAUUCAUGUUCAGGUUCUUCUAUAAAUGAACUGGAAUCAAUAUUAAAACAAAAGAGUAUUCAAUUUACCUGCCUGGAUGAUUACAAGUAA
This is a messenger RNA of Chrysochloris asiatica (Cape golden mole), 594 nucleotides long. RefSeq names its product ADP-ribosyl cyclase 1-like. The transcript is spliced from 6 exons. Gene Ontology annotation, cellular component: plasma membrane. The record is from RefSeq and is a predicted model, not a curated record. NCBI's taxonomy places the organism in Eukaryota, Metazoa, Chordata, Mammalia, Afrosoricida, Chrysochloridae. Bases 1 to 594 code for a protein of 197 amino acids. Gene Ontology annotation, biological process: positive regulation of B cell proliferation. Gene Ontology annotation, molecular function: phosphorus-oxygen lyase activity; NAD+ nucleosidase activity.